AUGCCUAAAAGAAAAAAGAGCAACCUCUCCAGUCGUCCUGCUAAGGCAAGGGCAAUGGCAUCUUUGCGAGAAAGGGAGUCCUUUCAAGAGAGACAAGUCCGUCUGCAAAAAAACGCAGAAACUACAGCACUACAACGAUUUUCUGAAACUUCAGAACGUCGUCAGGCUCGAUUACAAACCAAUGCUAACAGGAUUGCUUACCUACGGUCCCAAGAAACUCCUCAACAGCGUCUGCUACGUAGAGAAGAGGAUUCAGGACAAGUUUAUCACCGCAUUGGUAGCCUUCUUCCUCCUUCAGGAAAGCCCCAUAGCUUUCUACAAAUAUAUUUUAUUGGGGAUCAGGACAUUGAAACAGACACACGUUGCAACAACAUACCUGGUGUUUGUCGUACAACGGUCGAAGAUAUACAGCAAAUGUUUCAUGAAGAAAAUCAAUUAGUACGUUCUUUUAAAACUGCUAUGGAACUUCUUCCAACAGAUAACUACAAAGUUGUAAUUCGUGCUGACCGCCGUCCACCUGGUGAACAUGAACGCCGGUACAAUGCUCCUACUGCAGAUGAAGUGGCGAUUGUCAUUGCUGGAAAUGAGUUUGAGAGCCGAGACAUUGUAUUAAGGAAACGUGAUGGCAAUCUUCUCCGAGUGUCUGAAACUCACCGCUUCUACGAUGCACUACAAUACCCACUAAUUUUCUCAAAAGGACAAGAGGGGUAUCAUUUUGGUAUCCCCAUGAUGGAUCCAAAUACUAAUCUCCCUACAAACAAGAAGGUUUCGUCAAUGGAUUUCUAUGCGUACAUGUUAAUGAAACUGAACGCCUACUGUACAUUAAGCUCAAUCAAAAAAAAACUUAGGGCUGAGAGCUACGUGCAUUUGAGAGAUGCUUUGAACAAUGAUGCGACACUGAGUGCUAAUGAUAUUGGCCAAUCUGUUAUCCUUCCUUCAAGUUUUGUAGGAUCUCCGAGGUAUUUAAGUGAAAGGGCACAAGACGCUUUGACCUAUGUUAAAAACUACGGUCGCCCGGACUUAUUUAUAACUUUAACAUGCAAUCCAAAAUGGCCCGAAAUAUUGGAAUCCUUGCUUCCAGGGCAGAAAGCAACAGACAGACAUGACAUUGUUUCACGUGUGUUUCAUCAAAAAAUAAAGAUUUUUGUCGCAGUGAUCAACAAAGGGGAAGUUUUUGGCUCUGUCAGAUGCUUUAUCUACACUGUAGAGUGGCAGAAACGUGGAUUACCUCACAUCCAUUACCUCCUUUGGUUAUGUGAAAAAAUCCGUCCUAAUCAGAUUGACAGUGUCAUUAGUUCUGAAAUCCCAGAACGUACCUCUGAUCCGGUUCUUCAUGAGUAUGUACUGAAACAUAUGGUACACGGACCUUGUGGUGCUUACAACCAACGGUCUCCAUGCAUGAAAGACGGCAAAUGUACGAAACACUACCCAAGGCCCCUGAUUGAAAACACCCAAACAAAUGAUGAUGGUUAUCCUAUGUACCGUAGACGGAGUCCACAUGAUGGUGGAUUCACGGGUCAUAUUAAUAUGAAAGCUGCUGGAAAUGUUGCUGUGGAGAUAGACAACCGCUGGAUUGUCCCAUAUUGCCCAACUUUGAUUAAGAUCUUCAAUGCGCACAUCAAUGUAGAAUACUGCAGCUCAGUUAAGGCCAUAAAGUACGUUUGUAAAUACAUACACAAGGGAAGUGACCAAGCUGCAUUCAAUUUGGUGAAAGGCGCACAAUUAGACAAUCUAAAGGAUGAAGUGACUAUUUAUCAAACCGGACGUUACUUAAGUAGUAAUGAGGCUGCUUGGCGCAUAUUUGGAUUCCCAGUGCAUGAGAGGAAACCAACUGUGACUCAUCUAUCAGUACACCUAGAAAAUGGUCAGCGGGUAUACUUUAAUGAGGAAAACAUGAAUGAAAGAUUGCAAAACCCACCACCAACCACGUUGACUGCAUUCUUUGAUCUAUGCCAAAAUGAUGAUUUUGCAAAAACACUUUUGUAUCAUGAAGUUCCACACUAUUUCACUUUCAACGCAACCGAGAAAGUAUUCAGGCGCCGAAUUCAAGGAACACCUGUCCAUGGUUAUGCAGAUGUUAAAUACUCAGAUGCAUUAGGUCGUGUAUAUACUGUUCAUCCGGCAAACUUUGAGUGCUAUUGUCUUCGUUUGCUUCUUCAUAAAGUAAGAGGCCCUACAUCUUUUCAACAACUAAGGACAGUAAAUAACCAAAUUUGUGGCACAUACAGAGAAGCCUGUCAGGCCCUUGGUCUGCUUGAGAAUGACAACCAUUGGGAGUCAACGAUGGAAGAAGCUGUUCUGACUCGCUCAGCUUCUCGUGUACGCCAUCUAUUUGCAAUAUUGAUAAGUACGUGUGAGUUGUCAAGCCCUAUAACUUUGUGGGAAUCAUUCAGAAAUGAUUUGUCUGAUGAUAUCUUACAUCGACACAGGGAAGUCGUCCCUGACCUUCAGUACAAUGACAUAGUUUACUAUGAGGCCCUAACGAAUAUCCAAGAACUGGUGAAGUCUAUGAGUGGGAAAGAUUUAAGUUCGUUUGGCUUACCCGCUCCAAACUUAUUGAAUGGAAUCAACCCUGAACUUCUAAAAGAAAUGGCAUAUAACAUCGACGAUAUGCAGCUCCAAGUACAAGAGAUGUUACCAAAACUUCUACCCGAGCAACAAGUGGUUUAUGAUACAAUUUUAGAGAGGAUUGAGAGUAGAAAAGGAGGAAUUAUCUUCCUAGACGCUCCAGGUGGAACAGGUAAAACUUUUCUUAUAACUCUCAUAUUGGCUAAGCUGAGAAAAGAAAAUCACAUUGCUCUUGCGAUUGCAUCCUCUGGCAUUGCUUCAACACUUCUACCUGGUGGAAGAACUGCACAUUCUGCAUUGAAACUACCACUUAACCUAGCAACUGCUGAAACCACACAAUGCAAUAUCAGCAAAACCUCUGAUCGAGCUGAAGUCCUCCGACGUUGUACAUUACUGGUGUGGGAUGAAUGUACAAUGUCUCACAAACGAGCAUUUGAAGCAUUGAAUGCAACACUUCAAGACAUCAGAAAUAGUCAAGAUUUAAUGGGGGGCUUAGUUGUUUUGUUGUCAGGGGACUUUAGACAAACCCUACCAGUUAUCCAACGUGGAACUCCAGCAGAUGAAAUCAAUUCCUGUUUGAAAAAGUCUGUCCUAUGGAGUCAUAUUGAGCAGUAUCACUUGGUUCAAAAUAUGAGGGUAAGUCUCCAUAACGACUGUGAUGCCAGACAAUUUUCAGGUGAUUUGCUCAAGAUUGGUGAAGGUAGAAUGAAAACUGACCAACAUAAGAUGAUUUCCUUCCCAGAAAGCUUUGGUCACAUGGUUGCUUCUGCGGAAGAGCUUAUAGCAAGUGUGUUUCCUGACUUACAAAACAACCACUAUGAUCCUGAAUGGUUAUCCUGCAGAGCAAUUUUAGCCCCCAAAAAUGACGAUGUGAACAAAAUAAACAGCAAAAUUAUGAACAUUAUUCAUGGUGAAGUUAAAUCUUAUUUGUCCAUUGAUUCAAUUACAGAAGAGGAGCAAGCACUACACUACCCUGUUGAGUUUCUUAACACCUUGGAACUGCCUGGUAUUCCCCCGCACAAGCUUGAAUUGCAAUUAGGAAUCCCAGAGAAGGCUCAGAACUCUGUCCAGACUCGAAACACCAAGGUUUAUUCUGUGAGGCUCAUCAUCACCAACUCCUAA
Messenger RNA from Macrosteles quadrilineatus (aster leafhopper), 3690 nucleotides. RefSeq lists its product as uncharacterized. Lineage: Eukaryota; Metazoa; Arthropoda; Insecta; Hemiptera; Cicadellidae. Gene Ontology annotation, biological process: telomere maintenance; DNA repair. Gene Ontology annotation, molecular function: DNA helicase activity. The record is from RefSeq and is a predicted model, not a curated record. The transcript has 4 exons. The coding region runs from base 1 to 3690 and encodes 1229 amino acids.